AUGCGCGCUAUGGUGAUGCACACUUUGCUGUUGCUGGGCAUCGCCUGGGCUCUGCGUGAAACGCAGGCAUCUCGAGCGGAGGUGGAGAUGUUUGAACGGGGCAAGAAAUUCAAAUUGCCACGGAAGUGCGACGGGUGGAAGUUUGACUCCUCCAAAUGCUGUUCCUGCGGUCCUCGAAAUGGUCAACGAGUAGACCAAGAGCUGGAAGCGGUGAUCGACACUUGCGAAGUGGAGAAGAAGGGCGUGGUGGAAGGUGCACCUUGUUGUCCCGUUUGGGCCACGGAUUGCAAGGAAGACGAACCUGAGUUUAAGCUUGGGCUGAAGCGCGACUGUGUGGUGACCAAGGCAGAUUGUUAUGAGGCACAGUGUCAUGACGCCAAAGAAACCCUGGACUCGACGCUCCGUGCAUUGGAGAUUCUGAAGCGGGAGAAACCCAAGGGGAAGACCUACCAAGAGGAGGGCCAUGUCACCGGGAAGAGCUCCAGUGGGGUCGGUUGCUCCUGCGGCUGUGGCGACAUCGCGGACCCAAAGAAAAUGACCUGCGAAAUCCUGGAAAAGACGGUCUUCUGCAAAAAGCCGAAGAAGUGUUGUAGCAACUUGAAGGACUGCAGCCCGUCAGAUCCAUGGCCAAAGGCCGUUGCAGAUCGGUCGAAAGAAGUGAAACUGGCCCGCAGUGACCACAGCGAAAAGGUGAAGCAGCUCGAGACCGAGGACAUCGAUGGGUGGAAGAUCUAA
Cladocopium goreaui is the source of this 735-nucleotide messenger RNA. The record is from the annotation of a GenBank genome assembly. NCBI's taxonomy places the organism in Eukaryota, Dinophyceae, Suessiales, Symbiodiniaceae.